Solanum verrucosum is the source of this 546-nucleotide messenger RNA. RefSeq lists its product as uncharacterized. Bases 1 to 546 code for a protein of 181 amino acids. The transcript has a single exon. Gene Ontology annotation, molecular function: DNA binding; protein dimerization activity. The record is from RefSeq and is a predicted model, not a curated record. NCBI's taxonomy places the organism in Eukaryota, Viridiplantae, Streptophyta, Magnoliopsida, Solanales, Solanaceae.
AUGACUGGAAAGGGGGUAUGUUGGACCACUAGAAAUCUUGAUGAAGGAAAGAGAAAAAAAAUUACUGAGGAAAGAUUAGCAUCAUUGUGUAAGAAAGCAUAUGAGUCGUCUAUUCUAUGUGUUGUAAAGGUUAGUAUAAUAUCUUUUACUCCUGGAGAAACUGAUAAUUUUACUUGGCCGUCUUUAACUGAGGCUAAUGAAAUAGUAACUAAUUAUCUAGCUUGCCCAGAGAAACAAAGACAAUACAAGUUAGUUGAACAUGAAGCCUACCUUCAAUCUAUAGUGAAUGAUAGGGAAAAAGAAAUCAGGGAAUUAGAGAAAAUGGCUAAGGAGAAGGAAAUGGAGAACCUCUUCAACCAACUUGUUGAGGGAAGAAAAAAGUUUGAUGAAUUUGAUGUUUGUGACAUCAAAGGGUUGUUAAAUUUAUUUAACGAUAAGAGGGCUAAACUAGACCAAAUGGAGAUGCAACUCAGUGGAAAUGUUGCAAAUGAAAUCGGUGCUAAUGACAACAAUGCUGGAGAAGAGAAUGAUGGGCAUCCUAAUUAA